Vespula pensylvanica (western yellowjacket) is the source of this 5704-nucleotide messenger RNA. It is a transcript of the gene Ask1, whose product is annotated as mitogen-activated protein kinase kinase kinase 15. NCBI's taxonomy places the organism in Eukaryota, Metazoa, Arthropoda, Insecta, Hymenoptera, Vespidae. Gene Ontology annotation, molecular function: ATP binding; protein kinase activity; protein binding. The record is from RefSeq and is a predicted model, not a curated record. Bases 679 to 4344 code for a protein of 1221 amino acids. Gene Ontology annotation, biological process: protein phosphorylation; MAPK cascade. The transcript has 21 exons.
AUGAAAAUAGUACAGAUCUUAAAUAAAUAUAUAUUAUGAUAAAACCUAUUUGAGAUCAUAAUGAUUCGCGCGCAUGCGGCACAUGCGAUAUGUCUUAUUAUCUUCGCGAGACUCGUACUUCGUCAUUCUCGUAUCUACAGUUGAACGGAUUAUAUCUAAGUCCAUUAUUCUUGUGCUGAAUUAUUAAUAACUAAAUAAUUAAUAUAUAUUAUUAUCAUUUUACGUCAUUUAAUAAUUGUUAAUUACUAUCGCCGAUAUUCAAACGUGUUUCAUAGGAUUCAUUUCACCACAUAGGAAAUUUCGAUAUCAUAAAAAUUUAUUUGAAAUACUUGAAUUAUAUUAACAAAUAAACGAAUUGAGUUCGUUUCGAUAGAAUCGGUAUAUGGACAAUCCUAUCACAUAUCUAAUAUGUACUUCUACCAUGUAUGGAACUGAAAAACAUGAGCUCAUGCUCUUAAUAUAGCAGUUACCAUGGUGCUUACUGACAGUGCACUCUAAUCGAAAUUGCUCUAUAUUUUUCGUUCUAUAAUACAAUUUAUAUUUAUAUUUAUAGUAAAAUAAUCAUUAAAAUUUCAAAGCUCCAUUUGUAGUAGGUAUAAUAGGAAAUUAUAUUUUACCAAGUAUAUUAUAUUCUAUCAAGUUAAAUUGUGAUAGUGACAGACUGUGCAUUAAAGAAACAUGGAUACAUCUAAAUUAUCAUGUGGUAGUUACACAUUUGUGUCAUAUCGUGUAACAGAGUGUGGUUCUUGUGUUGCUACUUGUCCAGCAACUAGUAGAAUUACAGGCGAAGAAUCCAUAGAUCCAAAACAACACCUUACAUUAAAAUUAAAGAAAUUAUUUCAAGAUGUUGAAGUACAAUCCAAAGCUCACAUGAAAGAAAAAUUCUUAGCAGAUUUACGUAAAGCACGUGAAACCUAUUCAGGAGAAGAACUCUCUAGAGCAUUGAACAACAUGCGCAAACGCUUGGAUGAUCCGAACGUUCUUUCUGGAGAAGUAGUGCUUAAUGUACUCAUUUCAUUUCGAGAGAUACAGGGUUAUGAUGCAAUGGUACAAUUAGUAGAUGAUUUAAAAACUAUUCCUACACAUAAAAAUUAUAUAAAUACCCCUGCUAUUCGUUACUUAUAUGCUUUUGCACUAAACAGACGAAAUAAAGAAGGAGAUAGGGAAAGAGCUUUGAAAGUUAUUGAAAAGGCAUUAGAAAAGAAAGAAAAUCAUGUACCAGACAUGCUGUGUUUGUGUGGAAGGAUAUAUAAAGAUAAAUUUGUUGAAAGUAGACAUACAGAUCAAGAAAGUUUAAGAAAUGCUAUCCAUUGGUAUAGAAAAGGUUUUGAGGUUCAACCAAACGAAUAUGCUGGUAUAAAUCUUGCAACACUGUUAGUUAUAGCAGGAAAUGAAUUUUCAAAGAGUGAAGAAUUACAACAUAUAGGAAUGGUAUUGAAUAAUUUAAUUGGAAAGAAGGGCAGCCUGUCAAGUUUGAAAGACUAUUGGGAUGUUGCAACCUUUUUUGAGAUUAGUGUGUUAGCAGAAGAUUACUCAAAGGCUAUUCAAGCUGCUGAAUGUAUGUUCAAACUGAAGCCACCCAACUGGUACCUGAAGUCAACUAUAGGCAACAUAUCCUUGAUAGAUAGAUUUCGCAAAAAAACUGAAGAGGCUGAAGUUUCACCUGAGGAGCAAAUAUUUAGUUUCUGGAUGGACUACUUUGUGGAAGCCACAAAACCGGAAGUUGGAGAUAGUAUACGGUUUCCACUUCUAGUGUUAGAGCCAACAAAAAUUUUAAUGCCGAGUUAUGUGAAUGUCAAUCUUGGCGCAGAAGAAAAAUCGAUCCAAAUAUGGAAUUUAUGUUUGGAUAAUAUGAAAAAUAAUUGCAAACAAGUACAUGAUUGGUUGUUUACUGCAAAUAUGAUUCGAAGUGUGAGUUUAUAUAAGAGAGAUGAGAGAUGUCUCUUUUUAUACGUUCAUCAAAAUUCUGAUGAUUUUCAAAUGUAUCUACCAUCCGUACAAUGUAGGCAAAGAUUUUAUGAUUUGGUCUUAGAAAUGACUAGAGAUGAAGAAGGUAUGGUUACAGAUUUGGAUGCUUACAUGACCGAUGAUCGUAUGAAGUUUGAAUAUGAACUAGAUGAUCAAAAUAAACGAAUAAUACUUGGAAAAGGAACAUAUGGUGUUGUAUACGCAGCUCGUGAUUUGAAUACCCAAGUGCGAAUUGCAGUAAAAGAAAUUCGAGAAAGGAAUUUGGGAGAUGUUCAGCCUUUACACGAAGAAAUUAAAUUACAUAGUCAGUUAAGACAUAGAAAUAUUGUUCAGUAUUUGGGAUCGGUAAGUGAGGAUGGAUACUUCAAAAUUUUUAUGGAGCAGGUUCCAGGAGGAAGUCUAUCUGCUCUAUUACGUUCUAAAUGGGGUCCAUUAAAAGAAAAUGAAUCAACAAUAUCAUAUUACACUAAACAGAUUUUAGAAGGACUUAAAUAUUUACAUGAUCAAAAAAUAGUUCACAGAGAUAUUAAAGGUGAUAAUGUGUUAGUUAAUACUUACAGUGGAGUGGUUAAGAUUUCAGACUUUGGUAUGUCUAAACGUUUGGCUGGUCUGUGUCCAAGUACUGAAACAUUCACGGGAACUUUACAAUAUAUGGCACCAGAAGUUAUUGACAAAGGUCAACGUGGUUAUGGUGCACCUGCUGAUAUUUGGUCUCUGGGCUGUACUAUAGUUGAAAUGGCAACAGGAAAACCACCAUUUAUCGAAUUGGGUUCUGCUCAAGCAGCUGUAUUCAAAGUUGGAUACUAUAAAAUACAUCCUGAAAUACCAUCUGAAUUAUCCGAGAGAGCCAAAAGUUUUAUAUUAAGAUGUUUUGAACCAAAUCCUGAUGUGAGAGCAACUGCUGCAGAAUUGUUGGAAGAUCCAUUUUUAAAUGAAAAAAAGAAAACUAGUAGAUUGGCAGCACCACCAGACUUUAGUAGAAGUAUAUCUGUUCCUGCGGAUAGAAUUGAUCGUUUAGGAAAGUGUGAUAAAACAAAUAAUAAUCAUAUUGUAACUGCAGUUCCAAUGCAAACAUCACAAUCAGAUGACAGAAUUGCAUGUAGUGGAGGGCUAACCAAGUCAAGCCCAUUGAGAGAGCGCAGUCCAGCUCACCUUCUGUCUCCCAUCAGCAUGCCAUCUGCAACUCUUUCUUUUAACAGUACAAUAGGUAAUACACCAUCAAUAGAAACAAGUGAAAGUGAUGCAACUGGAGCUUCUAUAACUAGAAGAAGUUCUUCUGGUGGAUUAUUAUCACCAGAAGUUGAAUUAGGAGGGCAAUCAGGACAUAAAUCUGGAGAAGAACAAGAAGGUUUUUAUCUAUUAAAAAAAGAUAGUCAGAGAAGAAUGACACUGACAAGAGUUCUUAGUCAAGAUGAAACAAAAAUUUGUGAAGUUUGGAUGAGAGGUAUACAUCAGGAUGUAGGACAAACUGUUCUACGCAUGAAUCAUUUAAUAUUAUUGAUGCGUGGAUUAAAGGACUACAUUUCUGAACAAAAUCAAGAAGUGAUCAUAACAGCUAUACGCACAUUGAAAGAAGAAUUAGAUUUUGAUUCAACCGCGAUUAACCAUCUUCAACUGGCUAUUUACUUGUUCCAAACAGCAGUGAAUGAAGUUUUAAGAAUGCAUAGCAUUAAACCACAUUGGAUGUUUGCAUUGGAUAAUUUAGUAAGGAAUGCCGUUCAAGCAGCCAUUACAGUAUUGUCGCCUGAACUUGGAGCAAAUUUAUUGGGACAAGAGCGCGUACAACCUGGUGGUCAAGGUCCUGAAGAGGGUUCUACAUCUGGUGUUUCAACAGUUAAUUCUAUAAAGUCUCAAAAGAUAGUUGAUUCUGUCGAUAACAAGUAUUGGAAAGAGUAUCAUGAUCAAAUGGGCACUUUAAAAAUGGAAAAUAUGAAGUUACUGCAAGAAUUGUUAGAUUGUCAGAAAUCGUAUCAAGUAUUAUUGCAGCAAGCUUUAGAAGAACAAAGAGCACAAAUGAAUACAUUGACUCAUCUUUGUGAGAGUAUUAAUAGAAAAGCUUUAAGACAAGAAUCAGGUUAUAAUUCUAGUAUGUCUGGUUGUAAAAAUGGGACUAAUCAAUCAGACUUAUUACAAACAGAAAAUACAAAUCCUACAGAUUCUUCAUAUAGAGAUGGAGCACUUAUAAAUUGGUUACAAGAUCUUCAAAUAGAUGAAGUUUCGAUCGAUAGGUUUAUGUAUGAGGAAUACACUUUGGAAGAUGUUUUAAAUUAUCUUACAAGGGAUGAUAUUCGAAGACUCAAUUUAAGGGGCGGCAUCGAACUAAGGAUAUGGCAAGCUAUAUUAAAAUAUAGAAGGGAUCAGGAAAAUACAAAUUAAAAAAAACAUAAGUACCUAUCUCUAUAUUUUACGAAGUCAAUCGCUCCUUUAUUAUUUGUAUAAAAGUUUUCGAGCAGGGUAACGUACUUUCGUCAAGUCUGAAUGCUAUGAAAUAAUAUUACAUCAAACGAUAUGUUUCGUUUGGUAUAUCGCUUGACAUAAUAGAAUACAUUGGACUUCCACUUGAGAUCAUGAGUGACACGAUGAUAUUAGUAGUAUGUCGCGUAGUUCCUAACUAUUGAUUAGUUGCAGAUUGCUAUUGUAAAUAUCAAUAAUUAAUUAAUAAUGCAAAAAUUUAUGUAAUUUUCAAACAUAUGCAUCAUUAUGUAUACAUCUUAAUGAUACAGAAUGCGUAGUUUUUUUACUGGUUCUGUCACAUUUGAUAUUAUCAUCUUAUUUUUUUCUAAAAUAAGAAAUAUUCCGUUUAUUUUUAUUCCUUUUCGAUUAAAUCAUUUGUCAUCCAUUUUCAGUAAUCGACAAUACAUUUUUCAUAGAUUUAGAUGCAACAUUAGUUGCAUUUUUAUAGAAAAAAACUACACACACGAUUAGUAUCGUUAAUGUAUCGUAUACAAUGCAACUCAAACCUCUGCUGCAAAAUUCAAUAAUCAGAAAAAUUUAUAACAUUUUAUUGCGAAAAUCAAUUAAACCAUUAUCAAGAAUAUUUACAUGAUAAUACUAACGCAGCUCAGAAAUAUUAUAUUUUUAAUGCAAUAUUACAUUAUUAUAUAAUAGGAAAGAUUUCUAUGUGGUUUAAUGCCUGCUCACGUGCAAACUUGUUUUCAGUGCCUUGUAAUACUGAUUUAUAACUGGUUAUAACCGGUUACAACUAUGGUUAUAGUACAAGAAGUAAUAUUUAUUUUUUCUCUUAUAUAUUAUCCAAAUCUGUGUACCAUAUUAUCUUUACAUUUUUAAAUAACAAAAUAAGAAAUAAAGAGACAAUAUAGUCUUCCAAACUUAAAAAAUAAUACGCGUGAAACGAUAAUCGAGUAAAUUAUAUUUGGUCGUAACAAUUUUCUUUUAAUAAUACGAUCGAAAAAAUUGAUAUUGCUUUGAACAUCGAUCAAUUCCUAUUUCAAGUGCCUACUCUGUUAAUGAAUACUUCAAACUUUUCAUGUAUUUUGCGAUAUAUUAUAUAUACACACACGAUAAUGAAUAGAUCAAUUGUUAACAUUACUUUUUGUCAUGUCAGACUAUCGAAGGUGGAGAACUAUCAUCGUGACGAAAUAUUUGCUCUCGAGUUUUAUAUAUAGAAACGAGAGUAGGUAAGUCGUUACACUGUUAAAAUAUUGUUGUUUCUGUCGCAUAAUAAAAUUAUCGUCGUUGAUCUUAACAUUUGCAAUAAAGAAUUGAAUGAAUGUUA